AUGGAUACCAAAGACGAAGCUAGAAAUCUUGAGCAUCUUGCAUACCCACCUGGCACUCAAGUGUGGUUCACCAACAUCGGCCCCUGCCAAAGCACAUCCCAACUACGAGAGCAACUAAACAACCAAGCAAAGCCAGCUGAAACCAGUGAUUCCCCCAAUGAUCCACUAAACUGGCCCGCAUGGCGACGAGAUAUCCUCCUUUUCACCGUCGGCUUCAACAGCUUCCUCUGCGCAGCGCUGUGCCCCAUUCUCGCGACAGGCUUUCCAGCCAUAUCCGAGUCUUUCGGAGUAAGCAACCAGCAGGUUUCUUUCACGAUCGGUAUUUACAUGCUGGGACUGGGAGUAGGUGCCGCAGUUUGGUCACCCACUGCCGCCCUGUUUGGUCGGCGGCCAGUCUACGUUGCUGGUUCUGUUCUUCUUAUUGCCUCGUCUGCCUGGGCUGCGGCGAGUCCGUCCUAUGCUAGCCUUAUCAUCGCCAGACUUGUGCAGGGCAUUGCGUCCAGUCCGGGUGAGUUUCUAGUCUCGGUCACGAUAUCGGAGAUAUACCAGCCGCAUGAACGGGGAUUCAGACUUGGUGUUUAUAUGCUGCUCCUGGCUGCUGGGAAAAGCUUGGCGCCGUUGAUUGGGGCAGGGGUUAUUCAGGGAUUAGGCUGGCGAUGGGCGUUAUGGCUUACGACUAUCCUGUCCGGGAUUUCGUUCAGCUUUAUAUUCAUCUUUGCUAGGGAAACGUACUGGGCUCGGGGUGCUCGCAGAGAUAUUUCCACGGCGACCUACCGCACACCUGGAGAAAUGUACACCGAUAACCUGAGCAUCUCACCACCGCUUCCGUUCAAACACACAAUGGCACUCUGGAAUGGACGUUUCCAGGACGCCACCUGGUUCUCACUCGCAAUUAAACCCUUUCGCCUUGUCACCUCCCUCCCACUACUAUGGUCCGCUGCCGUAUACGCCCUCUCCCUCGGGUGGCUCGCGGUGCUAGCCGACACAGUAUCUUAUCUAUUCCAAUCCGUCGACGGAUACGGAUUCACACCGAUGCAAACGGGGCUAUUAUAUAUCUCCCCUCUCAUCGGGACAAUCCUAGGUAGUGUCGUUGGCGGCAAGGUAUCCGACAUACUCGCGUGCAUGAAAGCGUCCCGCAACAACGGCAUCUACGAGGCUGAAUCCCGGCUCGUGAUGAUACUCCCAGCAACGAUCGCAACUGUGAUCGCUCUUGGCGGCUAUGGCUGGAGUAUUGAGGCUCGUGCUCACUGGAUUGUCCCGACUGUGUGCUUCGGGUUCAUAUACUUCGGGUGUAUCCUAGGAAGUACAAUCGCUGUUACGUAUUGUCUAGACUGUCACAAGUCGGCUGCGAUUGAGGCGCAGGUUAUUCUGAGUUUAUUGAAGAAUUCCCACGGUCUUGCGUUCUCGUUGUUCGUUGUCGACUGGGUUAAAGCGUCUGGGCCGCGAGAUACAUUUCUGGAGAUUGCGGGGAUCCAUCUGGUGUUUCUGUUUAUGACUGUUCCUCUUUAUAUGUAUGGAAAACGGGUCCGAGUGUGGAUGGAAGGGAAGUAA
Aspergillus puulaauensis is the source of this 1551-nucleotide messenger RNA. RefSeq lists its product as uncharacterized. Bases 1 to 1551 code for a protein of 516 amino acids. The transcript has 5 exons. Gene Ontology annotation, biological process: transmembrane transport. The record is from RefSeq and is a predicted model, not a curated record. Gene Ontology annotation, molecular function: transmembrane transporter activity. NCBI's taxonomy places the organism in Eukaryota, Fungi, Ascomycota, Eurotiomycetes, Eurotiales, Aspergillaceae.